This is a messenger RNA of Macrosiphum euphorbiae (potato aphid), 1506 nucleotides long. The record is from the annotation of a GenBank genome assembly. NCBI's taxonomy places the organism in Eukaryota, Metazoa, Arthropoda, Insecta, Hemiptera, Aphididae.
AUGUCCAAAGAAGUAAUGAUCACUGCUCCCGCAACACCAGUUCAACAAGGCUUGUUCAGAAAACGAAGCAGUAGACCAGUGCACAUCAAAUCAUGGACCAUCAUGUUGAACAAAAAUGGGUUUGUCCGGUGUCAUCUUCAGCAUUGCCGAUACAUAGCUUAUUGCAUAGACGACAUGAGAGAGCAUUUCAAAACAUGCCGGGGUGAAGUAGCCGGAAAUUUUGUGUGCCCGACGUGUGGUGGUCAAACAACGUCGCAAGAAGCACUUGAUUAUCAUAAACGAAACAAUCAUAAAGAUUCUGAUGUAAUGUCAAUUAUUAUAAAACCCACUCUCACUGAGAUACAAUUAUCAUUGUGGUCAACCGAUAUCAAGACUCGUGGAUACACUCAAUGUCUCAUGCCUGAUUGUCAUUUUAUUAGCUAUAAAAUUUCUGAGCUUGAGCAACAUUAUGAAAAGUGCCUGGGUGAAGAUCCAGACACAUCGUCUAAGUUUUUAUGUCGUCAUUGUAAAGGUUAUACAUCGUCACAACAAGCUCUCCAAUUCCAUCAAAACAAUCACCAUAAAGAUUUACUGUUUCCAAUAAAACAGGAAAGUAAAGAUGAUUUUGAUGAAGAUAAUAAAAUUAAAUCUUACCCAAUGGGUCAGUAUGGACAUCCAACCUCAAGUACUACAAAUCCUUCUAGCAAAAUAGUAACAUAUUCUCAAUGGAAAAUGCAAGAAGAUUUAGCCGACACAGAAUCUAUCUGUUCUGAGGUAAAUGUUAACAAUCCAACUGAAGCUCAAAUUAAAGAAUGGAUAAUAGGUUUAAAAAAUGGUUAUGUUCAUUGCAAUCACAAUUCUUGCAAAUACAUGUCAUUUGAUGUGGACGAUAUGAAUGAUCAUUUUGCUACAUGCUUUGAACCAUAUCUUGACGAUGAAUUUGAAUGUUCAAUUUGUGGAGGUAAGACCACAUCAUCAAAUAAACUAAAAACUCAUCUUUUGCACCAUCAUGAAGAAGGUUAUAAACACUUAACAGAGGAGGAGUGUGGUUUUAAAUUAGUUGAAACUGAAGAUGGCCUAGAGUUGCAGUCUGAAAAUAAAGAACCUAAAAAACGUAAAACUGAGGAGGUAGAUGAUGAAUACGAGGAAAAACAUUCUGUCAAACGAAAGUCAUAUGAUAUACCUUAUAACCAUUUAACUAAAUGGCGUGAUGAAUUGCUACGUAACAAAUUUAUAAGAUGCACUGCUGCAGAUUGCAGUUAUUUAGCUUUGGAUAUGUUAGAAAUGAAACAGCAUUCAGAUGAACAUGUAGAUAGUGUUUACUGGUCAUUUAAAGAUCGUAAUUUAGAAGACAGAGUAGCAAACUACUGUGAUGCAUGCAAUGGACAUUUCAAAACCAUAAAACAUUUAGAUGGCCAUAAAUUAGUAUCACAUAAUAGUAGUGAUACUUCUAAUAUAGAUAGCUUGUUAGUAGAAAACAAUGAAGAAAAUAUUGAAGAUGAUGAAGAAAUUGAAGAAAUUUUUUAA